AUGGAAAGAAGAGAAUAUUUGAAACGAUUUUUCAAAAUUAUAAUACUAUGUGGUAAGUUAGAACUUCUCCUUAGAGGACAUCAUGAAAGUAAGACAAACAAUAAUCAAGGGAAUUAUUGUGAAAGAUUAAACUGUUUGAAAGAGUAUGAUUCAUUUUUAAUGGCAUAUAAGCCACCAGGCAAUGCUCAUUAUUGCUCACCUCCAUCACAAAAUCAAAUGCUAUCUGCAGCGGGAAACAUAAUCUUAAAGUACAUAGCUUCAGAAAUAAGGGAGGCAGGUUAUUUUGCUGUCAUGGCUGAUGACACUCGUGAUGUUAGCUCAUAUGAACAAUUUAGUAUAUAUGUUAGAUAUGUUGAUAAAACAAAAACACCAAAGGAAUCUUUUAUAUCUUUUGAAAAAGUUGUAGACUUAGAUGCAGAAUCAUUAACAAAGACAUUGAUAUCAUCCUUAAAUAACAAUUCUUUAAAUGCGAUUUGCGUUGCUCAAGCUUAUGAUGGUGCCAGUGUUAUGAAAAGGCAUUUUUAG
Gordionus sp. m RMFG-2023 is the source of this 525-nucleotide messenger RNA. RefSeq lists its product as uncharacterized. The transcript has a single exon. NCBI's taxonomy places the organism in Eukaryota, Metazoa, Nematomorpha, Gordioida, Chordodea, Parachordodidae. The record is from RefSeq and is a predicted model, not a curated record. Bases 1 to 525 code for a protein of 174 amino acids.